CCACAGCUGGAUUGCUGGCGGAUUUCCUCCAAUGGUGAUUGGCCACAUGCCCACGGCGAUCCCUGCUUCUGACUCGCAGCUUCCGGCACGCUAACUUUUUUCUAAGCUCACAUCCAACGCCUCCAACGUGCUCGACCGAGGUCUUUCGUGAGCGGCCGCAGAUAUGGUGGGCAAGAAGGAAGCGCCAAUAGCCAAACCCAAAGCUCCCCCGCGCGGGGCAGCGCGGGCGAUGGCCCCCGCAGCAGACGGCGGCGUGCAGGGCGUCGACGUCGAUGUCCUCGAUGGCGGCCCAGUUGGUGGUGGUAGUGGUGGUGGUGAUGAGCCAGCCGCCGCCGACCUCAACCCAAGCGUGUCCACGUCCGCCGAAGCAACGCGCAAACGCAAAGCGCCCCUCAACACGCAGGCCAAGGACGAAUUCGCCGCCCUCCUCGAGCCCUUCUACUACGGCAAGCGCCUCGACGAGCCCAUCAACACCGCCCGCGACAAGUGGAACCUACUGCCCGCCUUCCUCAAGGUCAAGGGCCUGGUCAAGCAGCACGUCGACUCGUACAACCACUUUGUCGACGUCGAGCUCAAGAAGAUCAUCAAGGCCAACCGCUUCGUACGUAGCGACUUUGACCCCAAGUUCCUGCUCGAGUACACCGACAUCCGCGUCCUGUCGCCCAACAGGCAGGAGGAAGAUGACCUCGACCACCACCGCAGCACCAUUACGCCCAACGAGUGCCGCCUGAGGGACAUGACGUAUGCGGCCCCCAUCGUCGUGGACAUUGUCUACACGAGAGGCAAUGCAAAGGUCAAGCGCACGGGCAUCAAGAUCGGGAGGAUGCCUAUCAUGUUGAAGAGCAACAAGUGCGUGUUGGCAGGCAAGAACGAUCGCGAGAUGGCCGUCAUGGAGGAGUGUCCGCUGGACCCUGGCGGCUACUUCAUCACGCGUGGCCAGGAGAAGGUGAUCCUGGUGCAGGAGCAGCUGAACAAGAACCGUGUCAUUGUGGAGAGCGCAAAGGGCAUUAUGCAGGCCAGCGUCACGAGUUCGACGCACGAGAGGCGCACCAAGACCUAUGUCAUUCAGAAGAAGGGGCUCAUGUUCUUGAGGCACAACACACUUUCUGAGGAGGUCCCAAUCGUCUUUGCGCUCAAGGCAUUGGGUGUGCAUUCGGACAAGGAGAUCCUGCUCAUGGUCGCCGGAGACGACAGUGCGUACCAAGACAGCUUUGCCAUCAACUUCGAGGCCUGUGCGAGAGAAGGGAUCCACACCCAGGAGAAGGCUCUGGAAUACAUCGGCCAUCGAGUACGCCUGACCAAGAAGCCGGCCGGAGCCUCGCGCAUGCGCAACUACCACCUCGAAGCCAUUGAAUGCCUGUCGAACGUCAUCCUCCCGCACGUGCCGGUCGUUGGCACAAACUACCGGCCCAAAGCGCUCUACGUCGCCCUGAUGGCCCGACGAGUCCUCAUGGCCAUGCAAGACCCCAAGCUCGUCGACGACCGCGAUUACGUCGGAAACAAGCGCCUCGAAUUGUCCGGACAGAUGCUGUCUCUCCUCUUCGAAGACCACUUCAAGCGCUUCAACCACGACUUCAAGCUCAGCAUCGACAAGGUCCUGAAGAAGCAGAACCGCGCUCAAGAAUUCGACGCAUUCUCGCACUUCAGCGUGCACAAGAACCACAUCACCAUGGGUAUCGAGCGCGCCAUCGCCACCGGAAACUGGAGUCUGAAGCGUUUCAAGAUGGAGAGGGCCGGUGUCACGCACGUUCUGAGUCGACUGAGUUAUAUCGCUGCGCUGGGUAUGAUGACUCGUAUCAGCUCGCAAUUCGAGAAGACGCGAAAGGUGUCUGGUCCCCGUGCGCUGCAGCCCAGUCAGUUCGGUAUGCUGUGUACGUCUGACACGCCUGAAGGAGAGGCCUGUGGUCUUGUCAAGAAUCUGGCGUUGAUGACGCAUAUCACGACUGAAGAUGAUGAGGGGCCGGUGCGCAAGAUUGUGUUCUUGUUGGGUGCCGAGGAUAUCUGCUCGCAGACGGGAGAGGAGAUUCACGCCGAGGGUAUGUACUCGGUGUGUCUGAACGGUACACCGAUCGCAGUCACAGACACCCCGAAGCGCUUCCUGAACAGCUUCCGGAAGCUGAGACGCAUGGGUCGCAUCUCCGAGUUCACGAGCGUCCACAUCGAUCACGAUCAUUGCGAAGUACACCUCGCGACUGACGAAGGUCGUAUUUGCCGACCGAUGAUCAUCGUCGAGAAUGAGCGGUCCAAGGUCACGAGGCGAUACCUGAAGGCUUUACGGAAGGGCACCAUGGAGUUCGAAGACUUCUUGACAAGGGGUCUCGUCGAAUACCUUGAUACCAACGAGGAGAACGACACAAACAUCGCGCUGUCUGAAAAUGAUAUCAACCAGCACACCACACAUCUCGAGAUCGAACCCUUCACCAUCCUCGGUGCUGUUGCCGGCCUCAUUCCCUACCCUCACCACAACCAGUCGCCGCGUAACACCUACCAAUGUGCCAUGGGUAAACAAGCCAUCGGCGCAAUUGCCUACAAUCAGUUCAAUAGGAUAGACACGCUUCUCUACCUUAUGGUCUACCCUCAACAACCCAUGGUCAAGACCCGCACCAUCGAACUCACAAAGUACGACAAGCUCCCCGCCGGCCAGAACGCCACCGUCGCUGUCAUGUCCUACUCCGGAUACGAUAUCGAAGACGCCCUUAUUCUCAACAAAGCCUCCUGCGACCGCGGUUUCGGCCGCUGCCAAGUGAUGAAGAAGUCCGUCACCCCACUCAAGACCUACGCCAACGGCACGUCCGACCGCAUUAACGCCGGUGCCCUGGACCCAAACAAACAAGACCACCAAGCCAUCGGCGCAGACGGCAUCGCGCAAGUCGGCGCCCGCCUCGAAGCCGGCGACGCCUACCUCCUCAAAUCGCUCCCCGCCGAUACCGCCGGCCCCGCCUCGAACGCGUACAAAGACAAGCCCGACCGCUACAAGCUGCCCGACUGCAGUUACGUGGACAAAGCCUGCAUCACGGAGAAUGAAGCGGGCGUCACGCUCAUCAAGCUGCUACUUCGCCAGACAAGGCGGCCCGAGCUGGGCGACAAGUUCUCCUCCCGCCACGGCCAGAAGGGUACAACGGGCUUGAUCGUCCAGCAAGAAGACAUGCCCUUCAACGACGCGGGCAUCUGUCCGGAUAUCAUCAUGAACCCGCACGGAUUCCCGUCGCGCAUGACAGUCGGGAAAAUGAUGGAGCUCUUGUCCGGCAAAGCGGGCGUUCUGAACGGCACGCUCGAGUACGGGACUGCCUUCGGUGGCAGCAAGGUCGAGGACAUGUCCGAGAUCCUGGUCCGCAACGGCUUCUCCUACACUGGCAAGGACUACCUCACGUCCGGCAUCACCGGCGAGGCGCACCAAUUCUUUACUUUCUUCGGCCCGAUUUACUACCAGAAACUCAAGCAUAUGGUCCAGGAUAAGAUGCACUCGCGUGCACGAGGGCCGCGCGCCAUCCUCACGCGCCAGCCCACCGAGGGUCGUGCUAGGAGUGGUGGUCUGCGUCUCGGCGAGAUGGAGCGCGAUUGCCUCAUCGCGUACGGCGCGAGCCAGCUCCUCCUUGAGCGUCUGAUGAUCAGUUCGGACGCGCACGACGUCGACGUGUGCGAGAAGUGCGGCCAGAUGGGCUACUCGGGCUACUGCAAGCUCUGCGAGAGCGAAAAGGCAGUCCGCCGCAUCACCAUGCCGUACGCGGCGAAGCUACUGAUCCAGGAGCUGGGCAGCAUGAACGUCAAGGUCACGAUUGGGCUGGAGGAUGAGUUCCCCCGACAUGUGGACUAGACGACAGAUGGGAGCGCGGGGUCGUGGUUGUAGAGGACGUGCGGCGGUUUUUCUGUUGGGGAGGGGGUGCAUAGCGAUGGCGCUUUUGGUCUUUGUUGGGUAGAGAUGUGGUGAAUGAAUUACAUGCUCUUUCUACCCUGUGCUUGGUUCGUGGCUCUGAGAUGGUGUCGAGGAGGUUGAGAGAGAGUGCGCUUUAUUUUGUACACGUGGAGGUCGUCGCCGGUCAUUAUUUGUCACGCAUAGGACUGCGUUUGUGACCUCGUCGUGCUCACUCUUCCUCUCUCCUCUAUAAUGCAAAGGCUUGC
Molecule: messenger RNA, 4119 nt
Organism: Didymella exigua CBS 183.55
Lineage: Eukaryota; Fungi; Ascomycota; Dothideomycetes; Pleosporales; Didymellaceae
Product: DNA-directed RNA polymerase III subunit RPC2
Exons: 3
Coding region: 230-3814 (1194 amino acids)
Biological process (GO): DNA-templated transcription
Cellular component (GO): RNA polymerase III complex
Molecular function (GO): DNA-directed RNA polymerase activity; ribonucleoside binding; DNA binding
Source: RefSeq, a predicted model, not a curated record